This is a messenger RNA of Oncorhynchus mykiss (rainbow trout), 5151 nucleotides long. Its product is annotated as cadherin-5. Gene Ontology annotation, biological process: cell-cell junction assembly; calcium-dependent cell-cell adhesion; multicellular organism development. NCBI's taxonomy places the organism in Eukaryota, Metazoa, Chordata, Actinopteri, Salmoniformes, Salmonidae. Gene Ontology annotation, molecular function: beta-catenin binding; calcium ion binding; protein phosphatase binding. The record is from RefSeq and is a predicted model, not a curated record. Gene Ontology annotation, cellular component: plasma membrane; bicellular tight junction; catenin complex.
CGCUGUGAUACACGCAUCGCAUGCCUCCCUCUCCCCCCUCAGCCCAGGCUCUGCUCUUCAGGCUGCAAUUAGGAGAGGAGAGGGACUAUAACAGGAAACGUGACCAGGGGAACUGGGCUGAUCUCUGUGGCCACUGUGCUGGCCUGGAAGUUCUUAGUGCUCCCCUCUGAGAAGAGAAUCUGACAGGUCCACAGCCAACAGCUAACAUUACUAAUGCUCUUUCACCCAGGAUCUACCUGUGACUUAUACCUGCCUCAUACGCAUUGGACGAGCUAAAAAGCAGGAGUUCAGAAAAUUUUUAAUCUUUGAUGAUGAGACAGUCUGCAUGGAGGCAGAUGACGGCACCAGAGCUGUGGAUGGGUCUCUUUGCCUUGGCCCUGACCCUCAGUCUAACCAUGGCUGAACAUAUGGAUCAGAGGCCAGCACUCCAAACCAGCCCAGUUCUCCACAGGCACAAGAGAGAGUGGUUGUGGAACAACCUUUACGUGGAGGAGGAAAGGCCAACCUACUUCCAAUACUAUCUUGGAAAGUUAAAGUCAACAAAGUCUGGUGACAGGACACACUAUGUCAUUGAGGGAGAAGGUGCCAACACAAUCUUCAAAGUGGAUGAAAAAGGAGACAUCUUUGUCACUGAACGAUUGGAUCGAGAGGUGAAAAGCAAAUACCAUCUAAGUGCAAAGCUGGUUGAUACCAGCAACAAAUUGGUGGAGAAAGUGGAAGACUUUGUGAUCCUGGUUACUGACAUCAAUGACAAUGAUCCAGUGUUUACUAAAUCGUUCAACGCUUCUAUCAAAGAGAGAUCCAAAAGAGGAACUAAAGUGAUAGAAGUCACAGCCACUGAUGCAGAUGAUCCAACGACUGCAAAUGGAGAACUUGAUUACAAAUUAUUAGAGGGGGGAGAUUUCUUCAAUAUAGACAGCACAACAGGGAUUAUCACCACCAAAUAUGAGAACCUGGACCGUGAGACCCAGAGUAGCUAUGUGGUUGUGGUUCAAGCCCAGGAUCUGAGAGGACUUAAACAAGGGGGCACCGCCACCACCUCUGUCAGCAUCGCAGUCAGCGACAUCAAUGAUAACAUAGCCACAUUUACCAAAAGUUCCUAUGUAUUUAGAGUGAAAGAGGACAUGAAGCGGGGACAGAGAAUAGACACCAUGGUCCUGGAGGACAGAGAUGAGAUCCAGAAUAAAGACCCCAUCUUCACCAUAGCACCUUCAUCUGACAUUUUUGAAAUGGAGCGCAGUCAGAUCAAAGACGGCAACCUCAUGCUGAAAAAGGGACUGGAUUAUGAAACCAAGAGCAGCUACACAUUCUUUGUGCAUGUGAGGGAGAACCACUUGCAGUCCCCUGCGGAUAAUAAGGACAAUCCUUUGAUCAAGGCCCAGGUGACCAUCCAGGUGCUAGAUGUUGAUGAGCAGCCAGAAUUCAGCAAGAGCAUCUACAACUUUAAUGUCAUUGAGGAAAUGAUGGUCAAUAAUAUUGGAGUCAUUUCAGCCAGAGAUCCUGAUCAAGCCAAAAAGGCCAUACGGUAUUCCAUUGAGGACAAGGACAGUCCCAUUGGUAUCAACCCCAUAACUGGACAACUUUUCACAGUGAGGAAGCUGGAUCGGGAGUUAGUAGCCAAUCACAUGUUCCAGGUUAAAGCUAAGGAGGAACCAAAUGGACUGGAAUCUUUUGUGAACGUCAACAUACUGGUCAUUGAUAUCAAUGACAACAAACCAGAGCUGUCCAUUGAGGAGAUAUUCGUUUGUGAAAAUGAUAUGGCUGGAACGGUGAUUGGGACCAUAAGUGCCACAGACAAAGAUGAUCAUUUGCCCGCAUUCAGCUUCACGUUGGUGAAGCCGAACGGCAACUUUUCAGUCAUCGAUAACAACGACAACACAUCUAACAUAGUGCUGAAACAUGGAGGCUUCAGCCUGGAGGACUCCAGGGAUUAUGUAAUAGAAAUUGGGAUCAGCGAUGGAGGCAGGCCUCCCAUGAACAGCAUCACCUCUCUGCCUAUCAAAGUGUGCAGGUGUGACAACAAGAGGAUCCACACCCAGUGCAAAGCAGCCCAACUCAAAAUGGGUGUCAGUGUCCACGCCCUUAUUGUUAUACUGGUGUGCAUCCUGACUAUUCUGGUCGUAGUGAUCCUGAUCGCUAUGAGAAAACGUCACCAGAAGGAUGCCCUGGUCACUCUGGGUAAGAGUGAGAUCCACGAGCAGCUAGUGACGUACGACGAGGAGGGCGGUGGGGAGAUGGACACCAAUGGCUAUGACGUGUCCAUCCUGACCUCAGCUCGGAAUGACGGCAGCAUGAGCAUGAGGCAGGGCCCCAGCCUUUACGCCAUGGUGAAGAAACCGCCAACCGCGUGCAAGGGAGACAUGGCCGUGAUGAUCGAGGUGAAGAAAGACGAGGCUGACCAUGACAGGGAUGAGAUCCCCUACGAUACCCUGCACAUCUAUGGCUACGAGGGGCCAGAGUCCCUGGCUGGUAGCCUCAGUUCCCUGGAUAGUUCCUCUACUGGCUCUAACCUUGACUAUGACUUCUUAAACGACUGGGGCCCUCGCUUCAGAACCCUGGCUGAGCUCUACGGGGUGGAUGGGUCUGAGGGAAGUGGCUCACCAUAUUGAGCACACUGAGCCUAAAGACCAGCAGGCAGGAUGUCUCUCAGCUCUCUCAGCUCUUCCUUUGACUAAAAGCACAUCGGGAUUAACUUCUUCCACUAAUCCGUCCAAUCAUAGCACACUAUGAUAGGGUCCACUCAAGCGUGUGCCAAUUUUAAGUAAUUCUCUCUUCUUCUCGUUCUUUUUCCUCUUCUUCUACCUCUUGUUCCUCCUACUCUUACUUCUCCUUUUUCCACUCCCUUGUUAUUAUUAUUAUUCUAUUAUUAUUUUAAAGAAAUAGUGCUUUUAUUUCCUUUUCUUUCAUUUUAUUUGUUUCUGUCACGUGAAUAUGACGACAAAGGGAAAUAGAUUUGGUGUAAAGAAAACCGUUAACAUUCCACAACUGUGCUUCAUUUAUUUAUUUUACAUUUAUUUGAGGUUUCAGAGGAGAUAAAGAAAAUGUGUUUGAUUUUUUGUCCGAUUACUCUCACAGAAAUCUGUAUUCCUUCAUUUUGAUUGAUUGUGGUUUUUUUUAUGGUUGACUAAACCAACUGUAGCUAUGUAGAGAGGGUGGGUCAUUCAGUGAGUCACAGUGGCAGUUGUCUUUCAGACAGAAUUACCCUUCUCACCAAGAGCUACUAUUGUCCAGGGAGCCCGGCAGGAAACAAUGAUAACAGAAGCUCUGAAAUAAUUAAAGUCUUUCCCCGUGUAUUUGACAGGACUCAUCAACACAUCAAUUGUUGUGGAUAAAGCCCAAGUCUCUGAGGUCCACUGUAACAAAAGUAUUACAACCAACUCAGGAAAUGUGAAGUAGCUCAAUAGUCCUUUGGAUGACCACAAAGUUAUCUGAAUAACUUUAACCUUUCAUCCUAGAGCUACUGCUUCAACAUCCCGCUUCAACAUACUGCUUCAACAUACUGCUUCAAUAUUCUUCUUCAACAACUGCUUCAACAUAUUGCUUCAACAUACUGCUUCAACAUAUUGCUUCAACAUACUGCUUCAACAUAUUGCUUCAACAAACUGCUUCACUAUUCUUCUUCAACAUAUUGCUUCAACAUACUGCUUCACUAUUCUUCUUCAACAUAUUGCUUCAACAUACUGCUUCAACAUCCUACUUCAACAUACUGCUUCAACAUCCUACUUCAACAUACUGUUUCAACAUACUGCUUCAACAUACUGCUUCAACAUCCUACUUCAACAUACCGUUUCAACAUACUGCUUCAACAUACUGCUUCAACAUCCUACUUCAACAUACUGUUUCAACAUACUGCUUCAACAUACUGCUUUAACAUACUGCUUCAAUAUUCUACUUCAACAUAGUGCUUCUGCUCCAUUUGCUGAAACAGCUUAAAAUAAUGAGGGCAAUCUACACAAGAUCAAGUUUAUCACUAUCGCUAUUGUCCUUCUUGACUGAAGACAUAGCAAAAAGAGAGCAAAGGUUUACCCCUGUUUUCAUUAUAUUCCAUUUGAUUUAGAAUGUGGACUGUUUGUUGUAUACUGAAGCUUUGCCUACAUGGGACCACUUCUCAUAAACCAUGGAUACAAUAUGUGGAAGCCAUCUUACCACUUCCCUGUCUGGAUCAUAUACAUGGAGAGCUGGACCCCCAUCCUUUUUAAACACCAGAGUCCGCCCCUACACAUUACCCAAACAAAACACUGGAAUCUGCUUCCUGCACAUAUGUGUGUGAGGAAGCCCUCUUCCUGUCCCGUUAUCUUUUAAAGUAAAGCAACACAUUGCAUCCCGUUUUCCUGUUUUCCUGCCUGGGAAAAACCGCUGGAGAGGGCAAAAUAGAUAUAGAACAAUGUAAGAGCCAUGAUGGCUUUAACAACAAGCAACAUUUAAUUUCUGUGUUGACCAUCUACCAAAGAUCAGUAUGAUGAAACCUCGGCAUACAAUAGAUGCCACUGGUAAACUGUGCUGUAAUGUUAUGUAUCUAGUACUCCAUUUCUAUAUAACAUACCUGAUCUACUUCGUUCCAUGCUAUUAAUGAUCAUUGUCUGCGCACAACUCUAUUCUAUUUCACAAGCUCCUACUGUUAGUGGUGCUCUUCUGUAAACCUUACGGCAAUAAGUAACUUGGCAAUACGGGAUCCAUGUUAUCGAGAUUGUGAGUACUGAAAAUAUAGUUGUCUACGCUGUAUAUAGAAAUGUGCCUGAAUAUUGAUACUGGCCUCACUUCCUUUUGCGUUUUUUCAAAAUUAUUUUACUUGACACUGGUCUUUGUCUGCUGAGUGUAAGUGUAAAAUAUGUAUUUUUUUUUUACACUUGUAGUUUAAUUGAUGUGUAAUUGUGCAUUGAAUGAUGCUAUAUGUGUGAGUCUACCUGUGUAAAUACACUUCAGUGGGUGUCAGUAUUGGGCACCAAAAGGAGAAGAGAAAACAUUCAAAUUCAUUCCUUUUGUAUGCAGCUAGGUCAUUCUGUAGGAGAGCAAUAUGUGCCUUGGUUUAUGAUCAUUCUCUCGAUGGUGAACACAAUCUUUUCUAUGGUUUGUAUUGUGUAAAACAACAACUUUUUAUUUAGUACCAAUUUUGUAUGUGUAAAAUAAACGUAGCACUCAAAAGUCCAAAAA